AUGCUACCCCGGCCACCGCGCCUCGUUCAACUUGAAGUCCACUUCUUGCCCCGCCCUGACGCUGCGUUCAUGGUGCCGCCAAAUGGUGCUUUCGCUGAGGCUUGUGGCAUGCAGCUUUGCCAGCAAGUAUAUCACCCCGAGACGAGCUUACUCAAAUUCACCCUUUUUUUCACCCGCCAAGAGUCUAUGAAAUCACCGAAAAAGACAAAAGAAUUCCUUUGGGAAGUCCUCGAGAGCAUGGGUGUUUUAGGUAGCUGGAAUUACUAUCGAAUCUUUAUCGUGGAUGAGUUUGGCGGGGUACACGAACAGUUUUACCUGGGAGAUUCAGGACAGGGACAGGGAGACUUGAGACACGGCGGUUAUAAGUAA
Molecule: messenger RNA, 369 nt
Organism: Fusarium subglutinans
Lineage: Eukaryota; Fungi; Ascomycota; Sordariomycetes; Hypocreales; Nectriaceae
Exons: 1
Coding region: 1-369 (122 amino acids)
Source: RefSeq, a predicted model, not a curated record